Lepisosteus oculatus (spotted gar) is the source of this 1481-nucleotide messenger RNA. RefSeq names its product ketohexokinase (gene khk). Gene Ontology annotation, molecular function: ketohexokinase activity. Gene Ontology annotation, biological process: fructose metabolic process. Lineage: Eukaryota; Metazoa; Chordata; Actinopteri; Semionotiformes; Lepisosteidae. The record is from RefSeq and is a predicted model, not a curated record.
ACAUGUCGGACAUAUUGGAUUAUAAAAGUGAGGUUUAUCCACCCAGACUGCAGAACUGUGACAGAAUCACACCCCCUGGCUGCGGGAAAAAAAUCCAAAGAGCACUCAAAUUAUGUAACAGGGACACCUUGCCGUCCGAAGUCCACGUUAUACAUUUUAUACGAGAGAAAUGGGGGAUAAAAGGAUCUUGUGUAUCGGUUUAGUGUGCUUGGAUAUCAUCAAUGUCGUGGACAAAUACCCGGAAGAAGACACCGACACAAGGUGUUUGUCACAAAGAUGGCAGCGUGGUGGCAAUGCCUCCAAUUCCUGCACAGUUCUCUCUCUCCUGGGGGCACCAUGUGCGUUUAUGGGCUCUCUGGCUCCAGGCCCAGUGGCCGAUUUUGUUCUGGAUGACUUCCGGAGGUAUAAGAUUGACACUUCUCUCCUUGCGGAGCAUUCAGGAUGUUCUUUCCCAUCCUCCAUAGUGAUCAGCAAUUUGAGAAAUGGGAGCCGUACCAUACUGCAUAUGAACAGCUUUAUAGUGGAUGAUUUUAAGAGGCGUGAUAUCGAAGUGUCGGGGGUGGCGUGGCAGAGGGAAGGGGUGACUCCUUGUGCCUGUUGUGUCGUUUGUCCCCCCAGUGGCUCACGCACUGUCGUUCUCUUCGACACGAAUUUGCCUGAUGUAACAGCUGAUGAUUUCCAAAAGGUGGACCUUACCAAGUACAAAUGGAUUCAUUGGGAGGGUCGUAAUCCUGGGGAGCAGGUGAAGAUGAUUAAACAUGUGGAGGAAUACAACAGCUCUGUGAUGGCAGAAGAACAAAUUACCAUUUCUGUGGAGAUUGAGAAGACCAGGGAAGAGCUGUAUCAGCUCUUUCAGUAUGGAGAUGUGGUGUUCGUCAGUAAAGAUGUUGCCAGGCAUUUUGGGUAUAACUCUGCAGCCGAAGCCCUGAGGGGUUUCUACAGUCAAGUGAAGAAAGGAAGGAACCAGAUGUUUUGCCAUAAUAUCCAGGUGCAUGUUGGAGUUGAUGAUUCCCCCAUGAUUCAUCUUAACAAAGGCUUCAGGACCCAUGGAGUACAUACAAAACAACUCUUGAACAGAAUAUGCAGGGCACUGCUGAUCUGUGCCUGGGCAGAGAUGGGGGCGGAUGGAGUGGGCCCUGAGGGAACAGUCGUCCAUUCAGAUGCCUUUGCUCCUGAGGCAAUCGUAGACACUCUGGGGGCUGGUGACACUUUCAACGCCUCAGUUAUUUUUUCCCUCUCAAACGGAAAAAGCCUGCAAGAGGCUCUGACAUUUGGAUGUCAAAUUGCUGGAAAGAAGUGUGGUAUUCAUGGCUAUGAUGGGAUUGUAUAGCGGAUCCCACAAAAGACAGAUGCAAGUGGCUCAACUUCAGUUAAACUGGGAGUAAAUCUAGAAGACAUCUGCACUAUGCUACAAAGAAAUUCCUAGAAUGAAACAUACUCUAAUGUUUAAUGAAUGCUGAUUAAAAAUCAAAUUAGAACCA